Cornus florida is the source of this 1921-nucleotide messenger RNA. Its product is annotated as GDSL esterase/lipase 1-like. The transcript has 5 exons. The coding region runs from base 98 to 1198 and encodes 366 amino acids. The record is from RefSeq and is a predicted model, not a curated record. Gene Ontology annotation, biological process: lipid metabolic process. NCBI's taxonomy places the organism in Eukaryota, Viridiplantae, Streptophyta, Magnoliopsida, Cornales, Cornaceae. Gene Ontology annotation, molecular function: lipase activity.
CACACUAGGACCAUAUUCACACACACACACACACACUUUUUCCACACACUAGUACCAUAUAUACAGUGCGUGCUAAAAAGAUCAUAGCAAGCUAACUAUGGCAAGUAUAGCUCUCAUAGUUGAAAUCUGCAUAAUUUGCGCAAGCCUUUUCAUCCCAAUCUGCUGCACUGCUACUGCAUAUCAAUCUCAUCAGCAGAGCAAAAAACAUGCUGUGUUGUUCGUCUUCGGCGAUUCACUGUUUGAUGCUGGAAACAACAACUACAUCAACUGUGGCAUUGCUAAUCAAGCCAAUUUCUGGCCAUAUGGUGAAACCUUCUUCAGGUACCCAACCGGGCGGUUCUGUGAUGGGCGUCUAGUUCCGGAUUUCAUUGCUGAGUAUGCAGGUCUGCCUCUGAUACCACCAUUUCUACAACCAGGUCUGCAACAGUAUACCAAUGGGGUGAACUUCGCGUCUGGCGGGGCAGGUGUACUAAAUGAAACUCGCCAGGGAGUGAUAAACCUUAAAAUGCAGCUAGAUUACUUCCUAAAGGUGAAUAAAGCUUUAAGGCAGAAACUAGGUGAUACAGAGGCAAAAAAGAUGAUGAUGAGAGCCGUAUACUUGUUUAGCAUUGGUGGUAAUGACUACCAUAACAUCUCCUCUGAUCUGCCUCAGUCUUACAAGAGAGAGUAUGUAGGGAUGGUCAUUGGCAACUUGACAUCAGUGCUCAAAGAAAUAUACAAUAAAGGAGGAAGAAAAUUUGGAUUUCAAAAUGCAGGACCUUUGGGUUGCAUACCGGGGACGUUGAAACGCGAAAAUAGCAGUGAGUGUGUUCAAAAUAACUCUGCCAUGGCAAAACUACACAAUAUAGCUCUGUCUAAAGUCCUCCAGAAGUUAGAGAGUGAGCUACAUGGAUUCAAGUAUUCAAUAUUUGAUUACUACACUUCUCUCAGCCAAAGAGUGAACUACCCUUCAAAAUAUGGUUUCAAGGAAGGGAAGAUAGCAUGUUGUGGCAGUGGGCCUUAUAGGGGAGUCAAUAGCUGUGGAGGAAAAAGAGGAGUGAAGAAGUAUCACUUGUGCAGGAAUCCUAAUGAACAUGUGUGGUUUGACUUUGCUCAUACCACAGAAAGAGCUAAUCAGCAAUUAGCACAGCUAAUGUGGAGAGGAGUUCCUAAUGUCACUGGACCUUAUUACAAUGUGAAAGCACUAUUUGAAAUGUAAUAGUUCUUCAAAACAUUCAGGUUCUACCUUCUAAAUGUUUUGUCUACGAUGGAAAACAACAUUAUUUGCAGUAUAUUUACUUGUUAGUUGCUAAAAUGGUAAAAGCUGAGAACGCAUAUUCGAGUCAAACGCAACCAUUUUGUGCAAAUAAUUGCGACAAAUAAUUAUGUACCGAGGUUAAAAGAGGAUUGCUGAACAUACACCUAGUUCAAGAGAUAAACAUAGCUUUUAUGGCUUUCACACACCAUUCCCCAUCACCCGAUUCAGAGCAAAACAUACCAAGCUGGUGUUCUGCCGUUUGCACGGAUGAUUAAGCUUCGACAGAAAUAGGAUCCAAAAUCACAAAACCUGUAUCUGCAAGGCUCAACUUGUCCCAAACAACAUCCACGUGUAAUAUAUGUUUACACACACACACACAGAGGAAACAAAAACAAUCUUUUUUUAUUUCCAAGUUGACACUUCUUGUAGUUGAAAUUUUAUCAUUUCAUGAUAAACUUUUUCUGUGCUAUCUUAAACUCACUGAAGUAUAAUCAAGCUUGACACAGAGGCUCAUAGUAUGAGACCUUUGUCCAAAAAUGUCUAACUAGUAACAACAUUCUCUACCAAUACAGCGAAAUGUAUAACAACAUUCUAUAAUAUACCAAAGAUUGAGUUAAAAUUUCCUUGAUCAAGAAGUAAUACGGUUUAUUUAGUAAAAAAAAAAAAAAAAAAAAAAAAGUAAAA